AUGUAUUUCUCUUUCCUCAUUCUUGCAGUUCUUCUCGCUCGAGUAUUGGCUGUAUUCAACAUUGACUCUUCACCAAAUGCGGUCGGUAUCUGCUAUUCUGUCUGGCAUAGUCUUGGCUUCAAAGGCCCACAACCACCAGACAUUACGGAAAUCGAGAAUGGCCGCGGAAGCUUUGCUGGACGAACUGCUUGGCAUUUCUGGGGCCGUCCAGCCGGAGGCUACUACGGUGGAGGCAAUCGAAACGUCUUGAAACGCCAUUUCAGCCAACUUUCGGACGCAAAAGUUGACUUUAUUGUGAUUGAUGCAACAAAUUUACAGGGUUAUGGAAAUUAUGCCCCGGGCCUAUUUACCGAGCCUUCAGACGUGCUCCUUGACGAGAUGAGACUACAGAGAGCUGCUGGUAAACCCACACCUCAUGUUGUGUUCUGGGUGCGAACAGAUAGAGCCGACAGUGAUCCAACAGCAGUUGGCCGCUUCGUCCUUGAUAGGUACUAUAGAAAUCCGGCUUAUUCGGACUUCUGGGUGACACUAAGCGGAAAACCUCUACUCGUAACAACCGAUACGCGUCCAGGUAUACUGGCGCAGAACUUCACCCUCCGUAAAAUGUGGGGACUUCAAGGCAAACUUGCAGUGGGCGAGUGGUCGUUCCUUCAGGAUGCACCUCAGAAUGUUGGCAUGAAAAACGGUUUGCCCGAGCAAGUCAGUGUAUCAACGGCAAAACAGGCGACCUACAUGAGCAACAAAGCAACUGCGACUCCGAGGAAGCAGGGCAAGACAUAUCAAUUGCAAUGGCAGCGCGCGUUUGAUGUCCGCCCAAAGGUUGUCAUUUUAACGUGGUGGAAUGAAUGGAUGGCACAGAGGCAGGCUGAUGAUGCAUCUGGCAACCCUCAGUUCGUCGACAAUUAUAAUGGAGAGUAUUCGCGAGAUAUCGAACCUCAGGAUCCUGCUCAGUCUAAUAGUCAUGGCAGCAUCUACUUUACCUGGACCAAAGCCUAUGUUUCAGCUUACAAGUCAAACCAGCCACUUCCUAGAAACUUGGUUGGUUACUGA
This is a messenger RNA of Endocarpon pusillum Z07020, 1050 nucleotides long. RefSeq lists its product as uncharacterized. The record is from RefSeq and is a predicted model, not a curated record. Bases 1 to 1050 code for a protein of 349 amino acids. The transcript has 4 exons. NCBI's taxonomy places the organism in Eukaryota, Fungi, Ascomycota, Eurotiomycetes, Verrucariales, Verrucariaceae.